AUCAAAUUAUACAAACUACACUAGCAGAACACCUGCACUUACCAGACAAAGAGGAGGCAAUUCACCAGGUGAUAAACAUGCUUUUGAUAGCAGUUUAGAUUCGAAUUUAGUUACCUCUAAGAAGAUCAAACCUGAUAAAGAAAAUGUGAAUGUCAAGGAAGUUGUUAGUGAUGAUGUUAUACAAACGACUUAUCUGCAUAUCAACAAUUUAUAG
Molecule: messenger RNA, 214 nt
Organism: Entrophospora candida
Lineage: Eukaryota; Fungi; Glomeromycota; Glomeromycetes; Entrophosporales; Entrophosporaceae
Source: the annotation of a GenBank genome assembly